Paramuricea clavata is the source of this 1131-nucleotide messenger RNA. The record is from the annotation of a GenBank genome assembly. NCBI's taxonomy places the organism in Eukaryota, Metazoa, Cnidaria, Anthozoa, Malacalcyonacea, Plexauridae.
AUGCCUUACAAGAAAGGCCUCUUAACUGUAAAAAAAUUCUUUGUGAAAAAGAAAAACGCAAUUCGGGAGAAACUUGGAAGAACUAGUGAGAAGGUAUAUACGAGUAAAUCAAACCAUAGACAAUCCAGAAGACAGACAAUCUAGAAAUACAUUGUCUUCUGGAUGGUCUAUGAUCAAACCAAUGUUGGCUACUGUAUGUCUAUGAUCAAACUGUAAGAUGUAUUGUAGACUGGAGUUUACAGGUUUCCUGGCUUAAUCAUGUUCAGUACAUGUUGACAGGGUAAUAUGCAUGGUCACAUUAAUUAUAUUAUUCAACAAUCUGUAUGCACACAUCAUGCCAGCCAAUUGUCAAAUGAAUAUAGGCAAAUAUAGACACACACUGUACUGGGUAGUUACCUAUUUGCUAUAUACUAUAUAUUAUCAGGCAGCUAGACAAGUAAAAAAUAGGUAGGGCGCACUCAGGACACAUUGCGGCUCAAUGGGUUAACUUGAGGCAUUGUCAGAUUUUUUGGUUAACCCACUGCAGAGCUUUCCUAUUGACGAGUAAAAUCGUCUGGCGUUAGACAAGCAAAAAAAUAAGUGGCGUGCAUUGGGGCUCAAUCCAUGCAUUAAUACUAAGUAGAACUCUUGGUAUAAUAUAUCAUAUAUAAUAAUUUAAUUAUUGAAAUUUCUUUUAUUUGCUUUGUUCAGGCAAAUCCUACACCACCUGCGACAGUUGACCAACAAAUAUUGCAGGAUAUAACAAGCUCUUCUAACAAUUAUAAUGAUCUUGCUACACCAUUAAGAAGUACAACCAAUGCAAUACAAAAUUUUAAGGAUUUAGUCAGCUCUGUGGAUACCAUUGAUCUUCCUUGUGGUUGGGCAUUAGCAAAUAGUGACCGUGACUCGCUAAGGAUUGUGUAUCUGGAAGAAAGUGAGAACAACUGCACCCAGGAUCCCAAGAUAACAAAAUCCGUAACCAUAUUAAGUGACCUUACAUGGGAACUCAGGAUCCUUAAUCCUGCAGCGAAUCAAGACAACAACAGAACUUCGCAAGUUGCUAAUAUCUGUGCAGUCAGUGAAAAUAUGCUGUGGAAAUCCAGAGUUCAGUCAACCAGAGUCAACUGUAGGGAGCAAUCGUAUGGUUGGUGA